AUGUUAAGAUCAAAAUUAUCAUCACUUAGAGAAUAUUUAACUCCUAUAAAUCAUAAUUCGAAUUUUUUAACUACUGGAGAAAUUAGUCCCGAAGAAUUUGUAAAAGCUGGUGAUUACUUAGUUUACAAAUUUCCAACUUGGUCAUGGUCUUCAUGUCCUAAAAAUUUACAAAAAUCAUUCUUACCGGAAGAUAAACAAGUGCUAGUUACAAAACACGUACCAAGUCACGUUAGAGCUAAUAAAUAUUAUGAUAAUGGAGAGGAAGAAGAAGAAGAAGAAGAAGAUGCUGAUAAAGAAGAAUUAAAUGAAAAUGAUGAGGAAUAUGGAUGGAUUAAAUCAAAAAAAUCUAAAAAGAUAAAGGAAAUUGAAGAAGAAACAAAAGAAAUAAAUGAUAUUGAUGAAUUUAUAGAUGAAAACGCAGAAGAUGAUGAAUUAGAAGAAGAUUUUGAUGAUUUAGAUAUAAAAACAACCACGAAUUCAAAUUUGAGGAAAUAUGAUUUAUACAUUACAUAUUCAACUUCUUAUAGAGUUCCAAAAUUAUAUCUUGUUGGAUUUAAUUCAAAUGGUAUACCAUUGUUACCAAAUCAAAUGUAUGAAGAUAUUAAUUCAGAUUAUAAAGAUAAAACCGUUACUAUUGAAAAUUUACCAGUAGCACAUAAUACAACUUCAAUUUCAAUACAUCCUUGUAAACAUUCAUCCGUUAUGAAAGUUUUAAUGAAUCAUCAAAUAAACAAGAAAGAAAAAACUUUGGAAAAUUUAUCGAUAAAUGAUAAAGAAGAAGAAGAAGUGGAUAAGGAUGAAGAAAAUACAUUGAGACCUGAUCAUUAUUUAGUGAUAUUUUUAAAAUUUAUUGCUAGUGUCACACCAGGAAUUGAAUAUGAUUAUACAAUGGAUGCUUUAUAA
Messenger RNA from Lodderomyces jiufengensis, 903 nucleotides. RefSeq lists its product as uncharacterized. Gene Ontology annotation, molecular function: Atg8-family ligase activity. NCBI's taxonomy places the organism in Eukaryota, Fungi, Ascomycota, Pichiomycetes, Serinales, Debaryomycetaceae. Gene Ontology annotation, biological process: autophagosome assembly; autophagy of mitochondrion; nucleophagy. The transcript has a single exon. The coding region runs from base 1 to 903 and encodes 300 amino acids. The record is from RefSeq and is a predicted model, not a curated record. Gene Ontology annotation, cellular component: cytoplasmic ubiquitin ligase complex; cytosol.